This is a messenger RNA of Mytilus trossulus (common blue mussel), 807 nucleotides long. RefSeq lists its product as uncharacterized. Bases 81 to 701 code for a protein of 206 amino acids. The record is from RefSeq and is a predicted model, not a curated record. Lineage: Eukaryota; Metazoa; Mollusca; Bivalvia; Mytilida; Mytilidae. Gene Ontology annotation, biological process: cell-matrix adhesion. The transcript has 5 exons. Gene Ontology annotation, cellular component: lysosome; extracellular region. Gene Ontology annotation, molecular function: calcium ion binding.
UGUUGAUAAGAUACUACUAUAAAUACUCUGGUUAAAAUUCUAUUCAAAGUAUCUCAGUAGUCACUAUUGAAAAACGAAUAAUGUUAACUCUCGCCGUAUUUGCAGUUUUUGUUCAGUUAGCGUCCUCUUGUUGUGGACCUGCUCAGUGGGAGGGAUAUGAGAGUGUACAUGCAGGAGCACAGGUCAAUGGAACAGCCGGAGAGGGUAAAGGACUUUUGAAUAUAUCUGUUGAUGCCAAUAUAAACAAAGUAGUCGUCAGAGGAUAUAGCAUGUGGAACGGUCAGCAAGUUAAACAACAUAUUCUCUACGAUUAUUCAGCUGGAAAAAUGUACACUGUUUACGGUGGGAAAUGCGUGACAGCUGACUUACCCCCAUAUCCAGCUCCAGGGAAACUUAACUGUGUACCAUCUGAUGCUAAACUGGUGCUUUCUACCUUUUAUGGAAUUGGUGAUAAUAAAUACGAGAUUGAUGUUUAUGAAUUUAUGGUAGAGGGUAAGAAAAUGGUAUUAAGUGUCACUAAAGGAUCAUGUGUUCCUGUUGGAGAACAACAACAAUUGACCAACGGUUUUGCCGAUGUUGGCUUCAUUGGAUUAACAGAAGGAAUAAAAGACCCAUCAGUGUUUAAUAUCCCAUCGGAGUGCAAAAGUGACAGGACUGUUUCUCCGAGAAUGCAGUAUAUAAAACAGACUGGACGUGUUUAAGGGGAAAAUGAAUAAAUCAAGGAAAUAUUUUUCAGUAUGAACAAAAUCACAUAUAAUAUUUGUAUUUGUUUUUUUAAAUUCAGAUUUAAAUAAAAACUAAGAAAUA